AUGUUGUCCCUACGCCAAACUUUGAGAUUUAUGUCUCCUGCCUCCAGAGCGUUCUCGUCGCAGAGAGUUGCCUUCCAGAAACAAAUUGUAAAGACCGCCACCAAGCUUUCCGAAGUUGACGGCCGCACGACACUGGUGGGUCCUGGUGCCAAAGAGGGCGAAGUGCCCACCGAGUUGGAGCAGGCCACCGGUCUGGCAAGACUUGAACUGCUCGGUAAGCUGGAGGGUAUCGAUGUCUUUGACACCAAGCCUCUAGAUUCCUCGAGAAUCGGCACUAUGGAGAACCCAAUCAUCGUGGACACCUACGACGACUACCGUUACGUUGGGUGCACAGGUUCUCCAGCGGACUCUCACUCCAUCAUGUGGCUGAAGCCUUCUGUCAACAAAGUCGCUAGAUGUUGGGAAUGUGGCUCUGUCUACAAGGUGAACCCAGUGGGCGUUCCUACCGAUGACGACCACCACCACUAA
This is a messenger RNA of Lachancea thermotolerans CBS 6340, 468 nucleotides long. RefSeq names its product cytochrome c oxidase subunit IV (gene COX4). Gene Ontology annotation, cellular component: mitochondrial envelope. The transcript has a single exon. Bases 1 to 468 code for a protein of 155 amino acids. Gene Ontology annotation, biological process: mitochondrial electron transport, cytochrome c to oxygen. The record is from RefSeq and is a predicted model, not a curated record. NCBI's taxonomy places the organism in Eukaryota, Fungi, Ascomycota, Saccharomycetes, Saccharomycetales, Saccharomycetaceae.